AUGUGGACGACACAACAACAUCAAUCUCCGACUUCACCUCUCACGAAUCAACAUCAUGAAUUUAUUAUUCCCACAAAUGAUAAUUUUGCUUCAAAUUUAAAUGAUGGUACAGCAAUGAUGAAUAAUGAUGGUGUUAUCGACACCACUGCGUAUCAUCACAACAUGAGAUCCAAUAGUAAUAACAAUAAUAAUACAAAUAGUAGACCAACACACCAUCAUUCUCUAUCAGGAGCAGCUAGACAUGUCUUUCUUCAUUCUCAUGACUAUUCGUUAUUUAGAAAAACGGAAAGACUUAUAUGGCAGUUAAAUCAUCUUCACGCAAAUGUGAAGCAACUCAUUCAAAAGAGCGAAAGUAGUGUGAAUACAUCCCAUGUACCUUCUCCUUCAUCCCCAUCUCUAAGUACCCGAAAUAUCCAAGUCAUUGCAUCAUCUGUAAAGCAUCAGAAGGAGCUGUCCAUUCGAAGGAACAGAUUUUUACGCAAUAACAUCCAUCUGUUGGAUAUUCAAUCAUCACAUUUUCAUCAUCAUUCUCAUCCUUCCUUUGACGAAUCAGUAGUUGGAUUUACAUCUAGUAUCAUUUCAUCAAUUAAUACACCUGAAUAUACCAACGAAAGGAUAAAUUCCAUCCAAAAUUCUCCUACAUCCAUGUCCGAAGAAUCUCUUAUCGGCCAAUAUCAUCAUGGAAUUGCUCAUCCAUUUACUGGAGAUUUGUCACUUCCAAGAAGUAUGAGCAUUGACCAAUUAAACCAAGCAACAAACAGUGGGAUAGUUAGAAGCAUCAGUAUUGAUCAAAUUCAUUACAAUGGUAGUAAUAAUCAAGGUGGAGUCGUAAUUUUACCCUCUCACAUUUAUGGUGACCAAAGUGGAAUGUUUUCUUCUUCACCUAAAGGGGUUCACACUCUACAUGAAUCAUUCAAUAGCAUUGAAAUUAGUUCAAUCGCAUCCAAUGACGAAUUAUUUGGCUCUGAGGAACAUAAUUCCUCAAUGGAGCUCCUACCAAGCACUCUAGUUCACACUAUUUAUUCCAAGUACGGACUCGUGCUAACAAUUGAUAUUAGUCCCUCAAUGCUUGCUAUGGAUCCAAAAACAGGAGAAGUACUGUUUGACAGAGUAUUUAUUUCCAUAUCCAACGUUAUUACACAUUUAAUUCAGCCAUUAACCAUACCUAAUUAUAACGGUGAGAUUAUUCCAGAGCUUCAUGUUACUUGUGUUGCAAUUGGUAUGGCAGGAAGACCAGUUUUUUCUCUAUUUCAAGAUUGCCACAUUACGACCUAUAACUUAAAUGAAAUGCUUGGAAAAAUUUAUCAGCAAUUAUGUGAUCUGGAGAAUUUAGCCUCUACCUCUCUAAAAAAUUCCAAAACUAACGAUAAUUUGGCAAACAAUUUAAAAUUCAGCCAAUAUAUUAAGGAUUCACUGUUAGCAUUGGAAUUUCUUCCUCCUGAUGCAUGCCCAAUAUUUAUGUUAAUUAGUGACAGUGUAUUCAACCUCUCUGACUUGCAUUCAGAUAUUAUGUUUGAUAUCAACCAACGUGACGUCAGCGUUGCUAUUUUAAACAUUACAUCUCAAAGCAACGGUCAUGGACAUCUUUAUAGUUAUGUGCCUGAUUCCGAAUUGAUUGAAUCAUUAGUCACAUGCACCGAUGGAGUUUACAUUGAUUUUGAUUACAUAUCAAACUCAGAUAAUGAAAUUAACGAAAAGAAAAAAACAAAGGCGCUUCAAUAUAACCUCCUUCUUAAAUCUCCAUCGAUAAUGAUUGCAGACAAUGAAAGCUUGAUUUUAUCAGCUAACGAGGGUAGUAUUUUUCCAAGCAUACCUUCUGAUUCAAUCAAGAAAGACAUUCGAAAGAAUUUUUUUGAAUAUGAUGUACUGACCUAUACUCUUUCCAUGACAAGCGUUGAUCCAAUUUUAAAGAAAAGAGCAACUCAAGGAUUUAGAAUUACUGACAUCAAGUAUUCCACUCCAAUUGACAAAUUAUCAAAGUUCAAAGCUGAAGACGAAAAGUUGGAUUUAAAGUAUGUCAAAAUGAGCAUGCUUUAUCGAAGGAACGUAGAAAUAAUAUACAAAGUGCAUAUCGAAAGAUCUGGACCAGGUAUGGAAGAACAAGAUCUUGAUGUCUUGACUUCGAAUAAUUUUACGGGGUUCGGAAUCUCAAAAUCCAAUAAGGCUAAAAUCUCAGUCACCAUAACUGUCUUCAUGCACAAAAACAAUUUAGAAAAAUUUAAAACAUUCCUCAAAAAACGAACGAAAGAACCUUUUCUAAAAUAUCUACAGGAGUAUAUUCAGUCUAUCAACAUUGAAGAUGUUCUCAUUGAACAGUAUUUUAACUUGUCAGAGAAUUGUUCUGGACUCAAUCGAUCCUCUAUAAGAAAAAUGGACAUUCCCAAUAUUAAUUUUGAACAUGAAAGAGAAUUCUUCUUUGAGACACAAAAACUAGCACUUUGUUUUAACACUGAUGAGAACAUUUUUAAGUCAGACACAACCAUACAAAAAAUUCUUUCUACAGCCCAAAUGGGAACUAACGAUGCUUCUCCUACUGUACAAAACAAUGUAGCUCUCUUCAAAUCGUUUUGCGAGAAUGCUUGGUGCUCUACAAAAGUUUCAGACGAUAUUUUUAUUUUAUUUAUUUCUGAGCAAGACCACACAUGCUACAUGUACGACACUGUACACGAUACCUCUCUAUUAACGAUGGAAGAAAAAGAUACCUCUGUUUCUUGUGGAUUUUGUUUAUUGAAAAUUGUGAAAUCAUAUACAUCCAUUGUAGAACUGAAAUUUCAAUUUUUCAAUGUUUCCUCCUUCACAAUAUUUAGAGUUCUAAGACAUUUCAAGGAACAGUCUCUAAAGCUUUUCUAUCAAAGAAAUAUUCAUGCACAUUUCAUUGAAAACACUGCUUUCUCAGAAAUUGUGGCAAGACUUCCAAUUUGUAAAGAUGAUGAAACUCAAUAUCUCCAGUCGUUAUUCAGUCAUCCUCCGCAUUUUACUUCGUACCUUAAGCACAAAAAUUGGAUAUGGCCUCUCGGAGGAAGACUUAACGUUGCAGCGAUUUUAUCAUGCUUAUUCGCGCAAAGGUUAAAUGAAGGCUUUUCUCUGGUGAACACUAGACAAUCUGUAGUGUUUGUCAAGGAGUUAGAAAUCACGAAAAUCAAUUAUUUCUCGAAUACUGACUUUUUAUCAAAGCUUAUUCUGUUUUAUUGUAUUCAUAUUUUGAAGAAAGAGAAAAAACUCAUUACAGAGGUGUGGAUUGAACCGCAAUCAGGCUAUGUUACCUAUACCAAUGGAAUGCAGGUUGAUUCGAAUCAAUUGUGUACAGAUUUAUGUGAAAAUUGGUUCUAUAAUCUAGACUUACAAAUUAUCUCAUUGUUCUCUACGUUUGACAGCAUAGUAGCGGCUUGUAAAUCUGGUAAAGGCAAUAACAACUCUAUCACUCUUUUCCAGCCUGAGAAACCUGGUACCGUUACUCCUUUUAACUUGAAAGGCAUUUUCGAACGUUCUGAACGGCAAAGCUUGAAAUUUAAAGUAUUUAAAUUUGUGACUCAUACUGACACUGACACUGAGAUAGCAAAGAAAAGCAAUAUUGCUUUGUAUGACCGACUUUUGAAAAUUCUAUGCAAUAUCAAUGAUGUUGAAAUAAGUAUUGACAAGAUACCUCUAAAUUUGGAUAUGAAAUCUCGAUGCUUUGCAAGAACAUUUGAAAAUGUUGGAUCAGACAAACAAAAAGAUUUCCUUAUAACCAUAGUGCCUUCUCAUGUAACUGGAGAAGAAAAAGAUUUCACUGUCAUUGUAUGCGUUUGUACAGAGGAUCAGCUUCUAUUUGUGGACAAGUUGAAACGAAACGAAAAUAUGGAGCAUGUAGUUUGUUCUAAAUAUUCUUCUAUUGUUCAUCGUCAUCCCGCAUUGACACACGACGAAGAACACGCACUUGCUUCGUCAGCAACGUAUUGUGACUUUGUUACAAACUUGCAUGCAUACAGUUUUACCUAUGGAGUUUACAAGUAUUUGAACCAAAAAUUAACAAUAGAUCGAGAAAGCAUAGUUUCUGCUGUUGAGUCAUGCUAUGAGUAUAGAGAAGAGAUUGAUCUCACCGAGUUCUUUGAGGCCAUUUUAUUAUCUAGAAACUAUUUCUUUGAAAAAUCCGAAAAUGAGACUACUCCCUGUGAGAACAUGGUUAAUUCGUUCAAAACAAUAAUCGAGAAGUACUUUGAAGAAAUCAGAGGAACCAAAUAUCAUUUUUAUCUGCGAGAAACUUCUAUUCCCAAGUCUACAAAAACUGCUCCAAAGCCCAUAAAGAAGAAAAAUAGCGUGAAAAGUUUUGAUCAUCUCGAAGAAAUUGAUAAUGAGGAAAACUAUGAAGAAGAUGUGUCAGAUGAUGAAAUACAUAGUUUUCAUAGUGGUGACGACGAAACCUCACACUCUCUUUCCAGUCUUUCUGCAGGAUUGAGAGAUUUACAAGUAUCUGAUCAUCAAUCAGACUCUCUCACUGAAAGUUCUGGCUCUUCAGUUAGUGAUACCUUUAAUUUAACGGAACUUGAAAAUUCCACUCUUCCCGUAUUUAUGAGAAUGGAGUGUGUGUUAACUCCAAUUACAAGAGGAAAAGAAGAAUGGGAGGACUUGGAAGUGUUGGAUGAUUAUGGAAAUGAUAUUAAAUUACCAAUCAAAACCAUCCCAAUAGAGAGAAUUUCAAAGAAUAUUAGGUCUAGCAAUGGCGAUUUUUCAAAAAUUUCUUCUGCAUUUGGUGAGAAAGAAGAGGAUAGCGAAGAGGAUGAUGAAUCAGCAGAUUUUACUCCAAGCAAAAUUAACACAGAAAUGGAUUUCGAUUGGAUUAAUUCCUUGAACGCUGUAAAAACAACUUUGAGAUUUUAUUGCAUUACGCUACCACCUGACAAAUAUUAUGCUUCAUUUAACGGAUUUGAGCCUUCAAAGAAGGAUGUUUUGGGAAUGUUUAGAAAUCACGUGUCUGACACCCAAUCCGCCUACGCUAGAAGUAAAUUUGAGCAAGAAGACGAUGCCUAUGAGGAGGAUACAACAGAUGAAGCAGCUCCUUAUUUAGAUAAGGGCUAUCUUCCAAGACAUAUCAGAAGAAUUGUUUCAAGAACCAAAAGACGAUUACAAGCAUUAGUUUCAAAAGAAAUACUGAACGCGCUAUUGAGAACCCAUCCAAUUACUUCAUAUUCCAUUAAGAAAGUUUUUGAUAAUGUAGAAAAGCUCCCCUCGUCAUGCUAUCAGCAACAUACUAUUCCAUUAUUUUUUAUUGACCAAGUUGAAGGUGUUAAACUCUUCCAUCAAGAGCUGUUGAAAUGCAAAAAUGUUGUUUUCAAAAGUAUUGACAAUCAUUAUGUGGUUUAUUUUCGAAAAAGAAAUUGCUGCCAAAAACAUGCCAUGUUUGAAGAGUAUGACAGAAAGUGCGAGCAAGAAACAUCACCUGGUGAGGUAUCAAACAAAUUCAAAAUUUUCAGCAAGGAACUUGAUGACUUGGAUAUGACCAUGUUUGAUAAUGACACAGAAAUGGAACGAAAUUGUAUUGAAGCACCAUUUUGGAUCAUUUUAAAAACAGAGAGCAAGAAAUCAAUGUCCAUGUUGUUUUACUCACCAAAUACUCUCUCAAUUUCGCAGGCCAAUGACGUGGUCAAUCUCAUUUUCAAAGCAGUUAGAGUGGUGUGUAAGAGAGUGAAUACCCUGCUUCUUCUCUCCAAUUUGCACGAUACCAGAAUAUGUAGCUCGUUACUUCUUCCUGUUAGAAAAGAUAAAGACAAGAAAGCUGUCUCUGAAGUUAGUGUGCUUGACAAGAAGUUUUUACGUAAGGACAAUGAAAAACCAAGCAGUGACAAUUUUAAUGAGGGAGAUUUUGCCUGCAAAAAAACUUUUGAAAUUUCAUUUCCACUUCAUAGCAGGUUAUCCACUGCCAUGGCCAUUAACCACUUGAAUCAAGUUGUUUUCAAUCCCUUCAUUGUUGCUAAUAGAAGUGAGAUGUUUGUGUACAAGGAAAGGAGUGGUCGUGUUUUUUAUCUUCAGCUCACGGAUGGAAACAAACAAUCUCCUACUACCGUACAGAGUCCAAAGGAUGAAGAAUCUCCAACUCUUCCUGUUAGAGAUGAGCAGGAACACAAAACCAAGCUUAAGGAAUAUUCCAUUUCUCUAUCUAGCAUGGGUCAAUAUCUUUAUGCUGAAUUGGAUAUUAAGAGCAAUGUAUCUUCUGUUGUUCUGGAAGUUUAUGGUGUUUAUCCGCCUAGCAUUGAAAUUACAACCCAACUGAAAAACCUUAUUGAAGCAAAGUUAUCUUCACUCACUAUGAACAUUAUAUCCAAUUUAUUACUCAGAAAUAGACAAUUUAAAAUCAAUAUUGAAGAUUUACAGUUUAUCAGACCAUUGCUUUCACAGCCUCAGAAGAGUGUGGUAAUUAGCCUUCCAAAGUUUAUUAACAAUAAGUUGCUUUUCAUGUUAUUUGCCAGAAAUAACAUGUUGACCUACAUGAAUCAAUUAUACCUGACUAGUAGUGAUGAAUCGGCGGAGAGUCCAAGCAACCUCUCGUAUAUGUCCUUUACUGAAGAUGAGGAAGAUGAUAUGGUUUUCAAAGCAGCUGAUUUUUCAUUUUUAUAUAACUCGGUCACUCAGAACACAUAUUCAAGAGCCAUGACAUCUCAGGUCAAUUGUAGAGGUAUUGCCUGCGUACAAAUGACACUUCUAAAUCAAGACGGAGAGAUGGUUACUGUUUUCCCUUCAAUGAAAGAACCAUACACUUGUGAUUUGACUGGUGUGUCCCAAUUGGGUCUUCUUCAAGAGGAGCCGUCAAAUAUAGCUUAUACAGAUUUUGGAGCUCCUAUCCUUCGUAAAGAAGGCAGCACUUCAGAUGAUGAGGACGAUGAAGAAAAUGUUAUUGAAAAAAGUGCCUCUGCAGCUCACCGAAGUGAUAAUGGUAAACUACUACUGGAAGUGUGGAAAAAAGGAGAUGUAGACCUAGCUUCUCUUGUUGAAAAAAUUUGUUUCACUCUUAACCAAACACUGAUAGAUUAUGUUGUCGAAUGCGGACUUUUCACAUUGCCUGUAAAUCUGGAAGGAUUCAAUCGUUAUUUUUUGGUAAGAUUACAAACUCAGGCCAUCAAGGCAGGUAGAAUAAGCUCUCCCACAUUAAUGGAGCACAGAGCUGCCCUAUUUUUACCGCUGUGGGAAAUGAAUAGAUUUAUUGGAGAUUUACACAAUUUGUUGUCUGCAUAUAGCUUUAAACUGAGACCAAUUACCUUUGUCAGCAAAGAUGCAAGACAAACAUUUGCCAAAUAUUCAAGAAGCAAUGAUCUUAUCGAACAACAUCUAGUCGAUUCCAGCAAUGUUUGUUUUGUUAUGAUGGCUGGUAACUUUUCUGUUUCAACUGAUAAGGUUAUUAACCUUGGUGAAAAUAUCAAAAUAGGGGAUAUCAUUUCUUUAGAUGGGUUUAGUUACAGAAAUUCGAUCAAGUAUACAAGAAAAUGCUGUAUUGUUAUAAUACUAACAAGUGCCGAAUUGCAAGUUAUUGCAUACAAUUGGAAGCCCCAACAAUUUGAAAAGUUCAAGUAUCAUUUGCACCAAACGGUGUCCUGGUUGAGAUGUAGAGCUCACUUACUCAACAGCAUACUCCAUCAAAAGUUGGGUCUCUUUUAUCACUCACAUUCGAGUAACUUGGCAACCGUUCCGACCAACCUAAUGAUUCCUCUUGGUAAACCACAAAAGGAAGUACAAUUUGCAUUCAACAACAUUGAUUUACUCAUUUACAAUAAGCAAAGUGCUCCGAGCGAUCCAAAGACUUCCAAUGCAGUAAGAAGAACGACCCCUUCAGCAACAGCCGUCACAACUAGCAAUCCUCCAACAAGCAUGAAUCCACCAAAACCAAUUCUAGACAUGAGAGGAGGUCAAAUGUACAACCGGUUUAAAAACCUAGGCGCGAAUCCCACACUAGUCUCCUCGUCUACGAAUGACAUGUCGGUAAAAUCCGAUAUUCAGAAAGUCAGAAAAGAGAAAAAACCUCCAUCAAGCAAAAAUCAAUUUGGAUCACUGCUGAAAGGAAUAUUCGAUUUAGAUAAGGUACCUUGCAAACAACUUGCUAAGAAAACCAUGAAUGACAACAAACCACGUGAUCCACUGCUUAUUCAUGGGCUUCACUUUAAACACAUUGUUCACCAGAAUUACAAAAAGAAUGUUGAACAACAACAAGUGUCAAAGAUUUAUGGAUUUUGGAACAAAUCUCAAUCAACCAACCUAAAAUCGAGGGACUUCCAACUCAUUAAGAAUACCUCAAGACUUAUCCACUUUUGCAGAGUGCCCCUUCUUUUUAAUCCUUUAAGAAGAAUAUUGUUUGGUUCAUCAUCCUUUAUUUCCUCAUCUUCAGCUGCAAUUAUUCAACAUAUUGACAGUGUUGAGGGCGUUCCAGGUGCGGAAGAACAGCAAAAUAAUAACCUUCGUGAAAUUGGUUAUCAUAGAAAAGUAUUUGAAUCAUUCUUGAGUGAAUACGUAGAGUAUAUCAAGUCUUUGGAUAUUUCUGAUGUUUUCUUGCAUCCUUCAGAUCAACAUGACUCGUCGCCAUUGUUACCCUCGACACCUAGUGAUAUGAAUCUAAUUAAUAACUCAAUGGACAAAGACAAAACAAGACCACAGCCCACUCCGCUUGUCCAAGUGGUGGGAAAUCAAAUCAUCAAGCUCCAACCAACCACCAUUUACUUCCAUAAACAAAUGGACGAUGGAGUACUAUUCCUAGAGUUGGGUCUCGACAGCAUUUACGUGUAUCUCAAUGUUUAUAUUUCUGACAUCACAGUUCAAAGACCUUCAUUGUUGAACCCUCGUGCCUCAACGAGAGGAGAGUUCUUGAGAAAAGUAAGCCAAUUCAAACACUCACUUCACAUGAAUUCGUUUUCAUAUGAUUUCCACUUGAGAAACUUUUUGAAUUAUCUAACAACAGAUUACUCUGGAUUUCCAUCUACUUUGAGCUUUAUGAGUUUAUUGAAAGACUUUAAUCAAUUUUAUCCAAAUCCUCCGCCUCAUACUAGAAAUAUUUUGCAUUCACAUACUAUCACUUUUGAAAAUGUUAAAGACAUUGCAGAGAUUAUGCGAGAAAAGGCAACAGCACCUAAAAGUAGCAUGAAAUCACUCGAGCGGGGUCGAUCUUAUAGCACUGAGAGGCGAGAAAUGCUGAAUGAUCCUUUCCAAUUCUUCUUUGAAUAUAUUUGCAAAAACUCUGACAAGUACAAGGUUAAAUUCAGCCAAAAGAGCAAAGAAUGUUUCAUCCUUGAUACAUACAUUUCUCAUGAAGAAGCAGAUUACUCGUACUGUGUAUUGGUCACCAAGUCAGUUGUACAUUCGGAUUCUCAUACCACUUUUUCACAUUACGGCAGCGCAUCAAAUUCUUCAUCAAGAUCUCCAAGCCCCCAAGAAGAAGACAGUACAAUGAAUCUCACCAUGUAUAUUGUGUUUGUCGAUGCAACCAAUAGACAUCCAUAUGAUAGCGAGAUAGAAGGUUCUAAAGAUAACAUGUACAAGGUAGUUACACAAAUGGCUCAACAAUACGAAAGAAAGUUGGCAAAUUUGCUACAAAGUGUCAAAAAUUCGUUCAAACUGGAAAUAUUGUGGGAUAUGGCUCUCAAAUUCAGGAUGAGCGAAAAUUUAUUCAACGAACUCGAUGCAUUAUGGAUCAAAACUCCAAUCACCGAAUACGAUUUUACUCUCUCAAUUUUCGAAGUUACCUAUGUGCCAUGGAAUGAUGUGAUUUCUGAACUGUGGAAUAUUUAUGGAGGAGAGAGAGCAGGAAGUAUAUUCAAGAAAGAUGGCACUGCACAACAUUUACUCAUUAAUCCAACCAGUACUGGUCUGACUGAUUUCAUGUUGCACAUUCAUUACAAGAUUAAGGAAAACGCUGUGAUUGUCUAUUUCUGUAAAAAGAAGCUUGCACAAGAACCUGAACCACUUCACGACCAUAUUCAUACCUCUGCUGCCAUGAUGAAAUCUAAUAAGACACCAUCACCUGUAGUAAGGUACGACCAAAAAACAGAUACUUCUCAAAAUGGUAUCUUAAUUCCGAACCAAACAGAACGAGAUUUUAUUAGCUCUUUCGUUAAUCAUGUCUGCUAUGUUCUGUAUCGUCUUACCUUUUAG
Naegleria fowleri is the source of this 10107-nucleotide messenger RNA. RefSeq lists its product as uncharacterized. The record is from RefSeq and is a predicted model, not a curated record. The transcript has a single exon. NCBI's taxonomy places the organism in Eukaryota, Heterolobosea, Eutetramitea, Acrasida, Naegleriidae. Gene Ontology annotation, cellular component: peroxisome. The coding region runs from base 1 to 10107 and encodes 3368 amino acids.